Molecule: messenger RNA, 2178 nt
Organism: Myotis brandtii (Brandt's bat)
Lineage: Eukaryota; Metazoa; Chordata; Mammalia; Chiroptera; Vespertilionidae
Product: E3 ubiquitin-protein ligase HECW1
Exons: 18
Biological process (GO): regulation of dendrite morphogenesis; ubiquitin-dependent protein catabolic process
Molecular function (GO): ubiquitin protein ligase activity; protein binding
Source: RefSeq, a predicted model, not a curated record
ACUGAAUCUUCUCAGUUGAGCUUAGAUCUGAGGAGAGAAGGGUCACUUUCUCCGGUGAACUCACAAAAAAUCACCUUGCUGCUGCAGUCGCCUGCGGUCAAGUUUAUCACCAAUCCCGAGUUCUUCACUGUACUGCAUGCCAAUUAUAAUGCUUACCGCGUGUUCACCAGUAGCACCUGCUUAAAGCACAUGAUUCUGAAAGUCCGGCGGGAUGCACGCAAUUUUGAACGCUACCAGCAUAACCGGGACUUGGUGAAUUUCAUCAACAUGUUUGCAGACACACGUCUGGAAUUGCCUCGGGGCUGGGAGAUCAAAACAGACCAGCAGGGAAAGUCUUUUUUCGUGGACCACAACAGUCGAGCGACCACUUUCAUUGACCCCCGAAUCCCUCUUCAGAACGGCCGUCUUCCUAAUCAUCUGAUGCAUCGCCAGCACCUCCAGAGGCUCCGCAGUUACAGUGCUGGAGAGGCCUCAGAUGUCUGUAGAAACAGAGGAACCUCUUUAAUGGCCCGGCCAGGACACAGCCUCGUAGCUGCUAUUCGAAGCCAGCAUCAACAUGAGUCGUUGCCACUGGCAUAUAAUGACAAGAUCGUGGCGUUUCUUCGCCAGCCAAACAUUUUUGAAAUGCUGCAAGAGCGUCAGCCAAGCUUGGCAAGAAACCACACACUCAGGGAGAAAAUCCAUUACAUUCGGACUGAGGGUAAUAAUGGGCUGGAAAAGUUGUCCUGUGAUGCAGAUCUAGUUAUUUUGCUGAGUCUCUUUGAAGAAGAGAUUAUGUCCUACAUCCCCCUGCAAGCUGCCUUCCACCCAGGGUACAGCUUCUCUCCUCGCUGUUCACCCUGCUCCUCACCUCAGAACUCCCCAGGUUUACAGAGAGCCAGUGCAAGAGCCCCUUCACCCUACCGGAGAGACUUUGAGGCCAAGCUCCGUAAUUUCUACCGAAAACUGGAAGCCAAAGGAUUUGGUCAGGGUCCAGGGAAAAUUAAGCUCAUCAUUCGCCGGGACCACUUGUUGGAAGGAACCUUCAAUCAGGUGAUGGCCUAUUCCCGGAAAGAGCUCCAGCGAAACAAACUCUACGUCACCUUUGUUGGAGAAGAGGGCCUGGAUUACAGUGGUCCUUCGCGAGAGUUCUUCUUCCUUUUGUCUCAGGAGCUCUUCAACCCUUACUACGGACUCUUUGAGUAUUCUGCAAAUGAUACCUACACGGUGCAAAUCAGUCCCAUGUCUGCAUUUGUGGAAAACCAUCUAGAAUGGUUCAGGUUUAGUGGUCGUAUCCUAGGCCUGGCUCUGAUUCAUCAGUACCUUCUCGAUGCCUUCUUCACAAGGCCCUUCUAUAAGGCGCUCCUGAGACUGCCCUGUGAUUUAAGUGACCUGGAAUAUUUGGAUGAGGAAUUCCACCAGAGCUUGCAGUGGAUGAAGGACAACAACAUCACAGAUAUCCUAGACCUCACUUUCACUGUUAAUGAAGAGGUUUUUGGACAGGUAACAGAAAGGGAGUUAAAAUCUGGAGGAGCCAACACCCAGGUGACGGAAAAGAACAAGAAGGAGUACAUCGAGAGGAUGGUGAAGUGGCGGGUGGAACGUGGUGUGGUGCAGCAGACAGAGGCCCUGGUGCGGGGCUUUUAUGAGGUCAUAGACUCUAGGCUUGUCUCCGUGUUCGAUGCCAGGGAACUGGAGCUGGUGAUAGCGGGCACAGCAGAAAUCGACCUAAAUGACUGGCGGAAUAACACCGAGUACCGGGGAGGUUACCAUGAUGGGCAUCUUGUGAUCCGCUGGUUCUGGGCCGCGGUGGAACACUUCAAUAAUGAGCAGAGGUUAAGAUUACUUCAGUUCGUCACAGGAACAUCAAGUGUGCCCUAUGAAGGCUUCGCGGCCCUUCGAGGAAGCAAUGGGCUGCGGCGUUUCUGCAUAGAGAAAUGGGGGAAAAUUACAUCUCUACCCAGGGCGCACACAUGCUUCAACAGAUUGGAUCUUCCACCUUAUCCCUCAUACUCCAUGUUGUAUGAAAAGCUGUUAACAGCAGUAGAGAUCCGGCCCGCGGGCCAUAGUUUGCCCACGAACAUCACCAGCUUGGAACCCAGUGGCAACCUGAAGUGCGGAGACUGCGUGAGAAUGAAGCUGGACCGUGGCCACGGCACCUGCCUCAGACGGCCUGCCCCCGGACAUGAGACACCAUAA